UUUUACCUUUGACAGUUGCAAUUACUGCCAUCACUUUGCUGAUCAUCUGCGAUUUUUCUCUUAUCCAGAAUCAAAAUAAACCAUCGAAAUGGCCUGUCGAAUGAUUAUUUCACCCUCUGCUCGUAUAAUCGCUCAACUAGGUCUACGUGGAAUCACGACUCAAGUGUUAAGUUCGCAUUGUGCCGUUAUUAAGGAUGAAAUCACCCACACUGGACAGUUCUACGAUGAAAAAGAUUACCGUAAUGCUCGCUUCGUGAACGCCGAAAAAGUAGUGAAUCCGAGCUGGGCAAUCAAAUUGAUCGAUGAGACACCGAUAAUCGAAUCCACCCAACGAGUUGUUUACUGCGAUGGUGGUACUGAACCAGCACUGGGACAUCCGAAAGUUUAUAUCAAUCUGGAUAAACCAGGAGCUCACGCGUGCGGAUACUGUGGACAGCGUUUCCAGAAAAAAGAUUCUCACCACUAGAAGUGAAGUUUCUGAUACAUGUAUAAACGAUGGUAAACCAAAAUAGAUAAUUUUAAAUCGAAA
Molecule: messenger RNA, 529 nt
Organism: Malaya genurostris
Lineage: Eukaryota; Metazoa; Arthropoda; Insecta; Diptera; Culicidae
Gene: ND-13A
Product: probable NADH dehydrogenase [ubiquinone] iron-sulfur protein 6, mitochondrial
Exons: 3
Coding region: 89-466 (125 amino acids)
Biological process (GO): mitochondrial electron transport, NADH to ubiquinone
Source: RefSeq, a predicted model, not a curated record